AUGCAACUUUUCCUUGAAGCUGUCAUUGGAGCCAAUCCUGCACUCCUGGACCCAGAUGCAUUGCCAGUGCCACUGAAAGUGCCAGACCUGACCCAGAAGAAACUGUGUGUAGGAAUCAUGAUGCAUGAUGGGAUUGUGAUGCCCCAUCCCCCAACCAUUCAAGCACUCAAGUGGGCGAAGGAAAAGCUGGAAGCCUCAUCAGAGGUUGAGGUGGUGGGCUACACCCCAUAUGACCACAAUCGUGGAUACAGCAUAGUUGAGGGUGGAGAAGAGAUGCUUCCCUUGACAGAAUGGGUCAUUAGUCCACCACACGUGAGAGAUCAUGAUGCCACACAAGUUUGGAAGCUGCAUGAUGAACAUGGUAAUUACAGGAGGGAAUACUCUGAUCACUGGUGGUCCCAAAACCCAGAGGAAAAGAGUAAGGCACUAGUCACCAGCACUAUUCAGCUUCCAAGCUAUCCACUUUGGAACCACUUUGCUCCCAUAGUAUUCUGUCCUCCCAUGUCCUGCCUAUGUCCACCUACCUCUGCUGGUCUUAUUACAUGUGUCCUUGUGUUCCGCAGUGCUUACAGUACUUCCCUUCCCUGGACCUUUGCAGGUGUCGGGUCACUUUAG
Molecule: messenger RNA, 615 nt
Organism: Suillus subaureus
Lineage: Eukaryota; Fungi; Basidiomycota; Agaricomycetes; Boletales; Suillaceae
Exons: 7
Coding region: 1-615 (204 amino acids)
Source: RefSeq, a predicted model, not a curated record